Molecule: messenger RNA, 4283 nt
Organism: Aricia agestis (brown argus)
Lineage: Eukaryota; Metazoa; Arthropoda; Insecta; Lepidoptera; Lycaenidae
Product: toll-like receptor 6
Exons: 1
Coding region: 151-4173 (1340 amino acids)
Molecular function (GO): protein binding
Source: RefSeq, a predicted model, not a curated record
CGCACGCGUCACGCGCCUCCGAGCCCCGUAUGUCAUGCCACGCGACUCGCGAUGUUCUUACCGCGUGAAUAUUUAUGACGCGAUCAAUUCCCUCGCUCCAUUAUAAAUGGCACGGUCCUCCACUAACCGACCUGUCUCUAUGAUCGUAAAAUGCCAAUAAUAAAAACUGUCGUGAACGGACUCGAUCGGCUGAACUUCAAGUUUGUAGUGUAUGUGAUUUUCUACUGUUAUGUCGUCGAGAAAAGUAUCGCGGCGGAGAUGCCGCACGAGUGCGCCUACCGCGCCUCCGAGUCGGAAACGUCGGAAAACGCGGUGCUGUUCUGCAAAAUUCGCACCAUAAACAGUCUGGACCAGCUCCUGAAGAACAUCAGUAGGACGCACUUCGACGAUGUCGUCUCUCUCCACGUCCAAUGCAGCGAGAUAUUGUUCUUCGAGAGCACGCUGACAGGACAAACUGAAAAUGUAUCUACGAAACAAAUUAACAUUAGGAAUCUACGUGAUCUCGUUAUCGACAAAUGCAAGAUUCGACAGAUACCGGCACGAGCUUUUGAGAAUUUCAAGGACCUGAAAUCUCUACACGUGACCACGCAAAACAGUGACUGGUCGGCGAUGACGAUGGAACUGCAUGAAAAUUCGUUUCUAGGUUUGAGUGAGUUGACCGAGUUGAACUUGAGUGAUAAUAAUCUUUGGAGUACAAAAACUGACACGUUUUGCUCAUUGUAUAGCCUGAAAACGUUGAAUUUGACGAAAAAUCAUUUACAAAAUAUCAAAACGAUAGGAUUUUCUGAUACACUUCGACAGCAAAAUUUAAGUGUAAAAAGUUGUAAUUUAGGCUUAGAAAUACUGGAUUUAUCUUAUAAUGAUCUUAUUGUAGUGACCGAAUACGGUUUGUCUAAGUUGCGCUCUCUGUCAAAAUUAUUUUUGCAAAACAAUGUAAUUUCUUCCAUUGAAAAUUAUGCUUUUGAAGGAUUAGUUAGUUUACAAGUUUUGAAUUUAUCUAGUAAUUUCAUGAGCGAUAUACCUCCUGAAAUAUUUGCUAAUACUAAUCUCCUGCAGGAAAUAGACUUAAGUAACAAUACUUUGAAUGUUUUGCCGCCUGGUUUGUUCGUUGGCUUGGAGCAAUUGCAAGUGCUUGACCUUUCAAUUAAUGACUUGAGUAGUCAAUGGAUUGAUAAAGGUACUUUUUCAGGAUUGGUGCGUUUAGUUAUAUUGAACAUCUCCUAUAACAAAAUAAGCAAAAUUAGCCGAUACAUGUUCAAAGAUUUAUACAGUUUACAAAAAUUAAACUUGGAACACAACGAUAUAAUAUCUAUAGACGAGCACUCUUUUGAAGAUCUUAGAAAUUUGCAUUCCCUUACACUUUCCAGUAAUAAACUUUUUCACAUAAAGAGUAACUUAUUUUCUGAUUUGCACGUGCUUCACGAAUUAUUUUUGGACAAUAAUAAAAUAAAACACAUAGACGACAGUUCAUUCGACAAUAUUACAACAAUAGAAGACUUAGUUCUGAAUGACAACUCCUUGUCGUCGAUCCCUUUGUCGAUUAGAAAAUUGAGGUCUCUAAGAUCGUUGGACAUUGGGAAUAACAACAUUACGCAUUUAAAUCGUGAAAACUUUCACGGUCUUACCGAACUUUUUGGCUUACGUUUGGUAGACAAUAAAAUUGUACAUUUAAACGAAGACACUUUUGAAUAUUUACCACAGUUGCAAGUUCUUAAUUUAGCAUCUAACAAAAUAAAGUUUGUCGCUCCUCGUUGCUUCCAUAAGAAUACGAAUUUAAAACUAUUACGAAUGGAUGGUAAUGAAAUCACUAAAUUCGACAACAUUUUUACUGCUAUAAACAAUUUAGUUUGGUUAAAUAUGUCAGCUAAUAAAAUAUCCUCUUUUGAUUUCAAUAGUUUUCCAAGUAGCUUGGAAUGGUUGGACUUGCAUAUGAAUCAAAUCGAUACGUUUUAUAAUGACGACAUGAAUUAUAAAAUUAAUAUAAAAUUGUUAGAUUUAAGUUACAAUAAUAUAAGUAAACUCACGGUAACUUCUAUUCCAACAUCUGUAGAGAAGCUUUACUUGAAUGAUAAUAACAUUGACUUUAUUCAAGUCGGUAGUUUUUCAAAAUUAAAAAGAUUGUCAACUGUAACACUGAACAAUAAUAAUAUUGUACAACUUGACAUUAAUGCCCUUAGAUUAGAUCAAAUUGACGAAAAUAACGACUUGCCCGAAUUUUUCAUCAGCGGAAAUCCUUUCGUUUGUGACUGUUCGAUGGAAUGGAUUCAAAGAAUUAAUUAUUUAAGUCACAGCCGACAGUACCCACGUGUUCUAGACCUAGAUAAAGCAGUGUGUUCAAUGGUACACUCACGAACAAAAACGAAAAAAAUGAUCAUAGAUAUGUCACCUUCUGAUUUUCUUUGUCCGUAUGAAAGUCAUUGUUUCGCUCUAUGCCAUUGUUGUGACUUCGUAGCUUGUGAUUGUGAAAUGAUUUGUCCAAAUAAUUGUAGAUGUUAUCACGACAUUACUUGGAACGCGAACGUAGUAGAUUGUUCGAACGCUGGCUAUACUGAAGUUCCAGAUAGAAUUCCAAUGGAUGCAACUGAGAUUUAUUUAGAUGGGAAUGAAAUAAGUAAUUUAGGGAAUCACGUUUUUAUCGGUAAAAAGAAGUUACAGGUGUUAUAUCUCAACAACACACAGUUAAAAGAAGUUAAUAAUCAAACUUUUAAAGGGGUCGAUUCUUUGCGCAUUUUGCACUUAGAAAAUAACAAACUUGAGGAGUUGAAAGGAGAUGAAUUUACGCACCUCAAUAAUUUAAAUGAGUUAUAUUUAGACCAUAACGCCAUCGUUCAUGUUGGCAAUAAUACAUUUUCUCCUCUUAAAUCUUUGUCGGUUCUAAGAAUAGACGAUAAUAAGCUUAUUAACUUUUUUCCUUGGAAACUCCUUGCAUCUUCUUCUAAAAGUUUGGCUCACGUAUCGAUCGAAGGAAACCAGUACUCUUGCGAUUGUAAAAGUAUUGCAGAGCUUGACUCAUGGCUAAGAAGAGAUCCAGGGGAUCCUGAGAAAAUGUUAUGCACAGACAAAGCUGGCAAGCCUACAAAAAUUACAAUAGCCUCCGUACUAAGCCAUUGUAAGGAAUAUAUGGGAUCAAUUAACGAUCCAACAGUAUCCAAAGACGAAAUUUUUUCCAAGUCCGUUCUCUUUCCUGAUAAUUAUUUUGCUGCUAUAUGUGGUGUUAUUAUUAUUGUUGUUCUUAUUUGUUUAAUAGGUGCUAUAUUUUAUGCGUUCAGAUAUGAUGUAAGCGACUGGUUAUACACCCAUUAUGGUAUACCGUUAUUCAAAGAACAGUCUUGUCCUAAUGUCGAGCAUGUGCUAGAUACUAAUCCUAAUCAUUUGUACGAUUACUAUGUGAUAUGCAAUACCAAAGAUACGCAAUUCAUAACUAAUAAUAUCAUGUCUGAAAUAGAAUUCCGAAAACUGUCUAUGAAGAGACUAUCCAUCAAUGAGUUUUCCUUGAAUAUUCUUACACUAGAUAGCUUUUCAAAAUCACCGAAACUUUCCAAGCGGCUUCUAAUUGUCUUAACAACGAAUUUUAUAUGUAACGAUCUAUGUGACGUUCAUUUUAAAAAUCUAUUUUAUAGCUUUCUCAAGUCGCUCGAUCGUAGCGAUAUAAAUAAAGUAUUAUUUAUAAAGAUUGUAGAUAAUAACCAAAUUAACGACGAACUAUGUUUUGUACUAGAUAAGUUUAAGAACGUAUCGUGGAACGAUCCACGUUUCUGGGAGAGAUUUACCGCGUUACUCAACUCGACCGAAACUAUUAUAACAGUUAAGAGUACGAAAAAGAGCGUAUUCAAUAAGACUCUUCGUCAAACUCCCUCAUUAAGGUACACAACGAUGCCCGUAACUAGCGAUAGUUGCUCGAAGCAGAAUUUUUCAAAUUCCCUUCACUACAAUAAGCGAAACGACGAGGAAGCAUCACAAAGCUCUCCUUCGUCAGACAAUACGUAUGGGGAAGGCAACAAUUCGAACAAUAGUUAUAUGUCGAUCGACAACAGAACAUGUCCUCGCUUUAAUUAUGACCUCCGGGUAUCCCCUAGUAGCGGUCACGUUUAUUCUCGGGUGGAGGAUAUCUCUCCGACCGUAACUCGUUCUAUUGUGGGCACAACUGCUAAAGGUCGUACUUAUUUUGUUUAGUAAAUCCUUUAUUUCUAUUAUGUUUUCUGAAAAACGUAACAAUCAUUUUUUAUCCAUUUUAUAAGUUUUAAAUCCCUUUAUUAUUUUAUUUGGCUCCUUUUGUCAUCAUA